Guyanagaster necrorhizus is the source of this 2286-nucleotide messenger RNA. Its product is annotated as glycosyltransferase family 39 protein. Gene Ontology annotation, biological process: protein O-linked glycosylation via mannose. Bases 1 to 2286 code for a protein of 761 amino acids. Gene Ontology annotation, cellular component: membrane; endoplasmic reticulum. Gene Ontology annotation, molecular function: dolichyl-phosphate-mannose-protein mannosyltransferase activity. Lineage: Eukaryota; Fungi; Basidiomycota; Agaricomycetes; Agaricales; Physalacriaceae. The transcript is spliced from 7 exons. The record is from RefSeq and is a predicted model, not a curated record.
AUGUCCUUUCGAGCACGGCGACCGGCGUCUCCUCCACCAGGAGUACCUCACGCGGCGCCCCAGCGAUUUCCACAUUCUCGGCAGGACCACUUGGAUGCGGAUGCACGGAGAGAGGCAGCGUCGAAAGGAUUUGUGCCCAAUAGAGGCAAGAGCCACUCACCAGGAGGAUUGAGCUUGACGUCGGGAGAGUUGAAGCUGCUGGUCGUCAUUAUCAUCGUUGCUGCGGCUGUACGUUUGUUCCAUCUAUCGAGCCCCAACAGUGUAGUGUUCGACGAAGUACACUUUGGUAAAUUUGCCAGCAGGUACAUCAAGACACAGUACUUCGUGGACGUGCAUCCACCGUUGGCCAAGCUGUUAAUUACACUGGCUGCUUUUAUAUUUGGAUAUGAUGGGCAUUUUGACUUCAAGGAUAUUGGAAAAGUAUAUGAUGAUGUACCCUAUGUCGCAAUGCGUCUCGUCCCUGCAAUACUUGGUGUCGCGACCGUUCCCCUCUCUUAUCUUACCCUACGCGCUCUGGAAUGUCGUGCGACAACGGCGCUACUGGCUUCUUUACUCAUAACAUUCGAAAACGGCAUGAUCACACAGUCGAGGCAUAUCCUCCUCGACUCUCCCCUCAUUUUCUUUACUGCACUUACCAUCUUCUUUUGGGUUGGCUUUUGCAAUGAGGAUAAGCAUAAGCCAUUUACUGAGACGUGGUGGUCAUGGCUUACCCUGUCCGGGCUAUCCCUUGGUGCCGUCGUCAGCUGUAAAUGGGUCGGACUCUUCACCAUUGCUACAGUCGGUCUGAGCACCGUACAACAACUAUGGUACCUCCUUGGAGACCUAAGAGUGUCACCACGCUUGUUCAUGAAACAUUUCACUGCUCGCGCGCUCUGUCUCAUCGUCCUCCCACUCCUGUUCUACAUGACCAUGUUCCAGAUUCAUUUCAUGCUCCUCGGAAGUUCUGGAGAGGGAGAUGGUUUCAUGAGUUCUGAAUUUCAGCACACGCUUGGCGGCCGUGGUAUGGCAGACACCUAUGCCGAUAUUGCCAUUGGCUCUACCGUGAGCAUCCGACACGUCAAUACACAGGGCGGCUAUCUGCACUCGCACCCGCACAACUACCCUGGUGGUUCCAAACAGCAACAGAUCACCCUGUAUCCCCACCGAGAUUCCAACAACGAUUGGAAGAUAAUCAAUGCAAGCGCCAACUACUCACCAGCCGACUGGUCCACCGAGCCCCUUAACCACAUCUAUCCUGGCGCCCGAAUCCGACUACGCCACGUCUCCACAGAGAAAGCUCUCCAUUCCCAUGAUAUCCGCCCUCCCAUAUCGGACGUCGAAUUCCAGAAUGAGGUUUCAGGCUACGGGAUGCCCGGGUUCGAAGGGGAUGGCAACGAUGAUUGGAUCGUUGAGAUAGAGCAUGGCGACCGCCGUGAUAAAGACUCGAGCAAACGACUGCGAACCCUGAGGACGACGUUCAGACUGCGGCACGCUCUGCAGGGAUGCUACUUGUUCUCGCACAAGGUUAAGCUUCCGGAAUGGGGAUACGAACAGCAGGAGGUUACGUGUAACAAGAACGCGGUGAGGGCUAAUUCAUUGUGGUUUGUCGAGACUGCGACGCAUCCUGCAUUGCCUGAGGAUGCACCUAAGGUUAAUUAUCGAUUGCCUGGAUUCUUCGCCAAGUUCGUGGAGCUGCAGCAAGUGAUGUGGACGACGAACGCUGGACUGACGGAUCGGCACACUUUUGACUCUCGUCCGGACUCUUGGCCUCGUCUGCGGCGGGGUAUCAACUUCUGGGUCAAGGAUCAUCGUCAGAUAUAUCUGAUCGGCAACCCUAUUAUAUGGUGGCUGAGCACCCUUUCCGUCGCGUCGUACAUUUUCGUUCGGGGAUUCCUCAUUCUACGGGCAAAGCGAGGAUACCAGGAUUUUGCUAGCACCAAGGUCGUCAAAUAUGACUCCCUUUGUGGUUUCUUGUUUCUAGGCUGGUCUCUACACUAUUUCCCCUUCUUCCUAAUGGGCCGACAGCUCUUCCUUCACCAUUACUUCCCCGCGCUAUAUUUUGCCAUCCUGCUGUUAUGCGGAGUGUUUGAUCUUGUCACAUCGACGUUGCGCCCGAGGGUGCGGCUGCAAAUUGCUGCAGUCCUCAUCAUCAUUUCCAUCUGGGCCUUUGUGCACUUCAGUCCGUUGGCGUACGGAAAUGCGUGGACGAAGGACGAAUGCAAGAACUCCAAGUGGCUAAAGACGUGGGACUUUUCGUGCAAUGACUUCCUAAAUGAUGUAUGUUCUCCUCUAUCAUCUUCACCUUGA